Molecule: messenger RNA, 4548 nt
Organism: Vespa crabro (European hornet)
Lineage: Eukaryota; Metazoa; Arthropoda; Insecta; Hymenoptera; Vespidae
Product: zinc finger protein 761
Exons: 10
Coding region: 1232-4525 (1097 amino acids)
Source: RefSeq, a predicted model, not a curated record
ACGGAGUGAAUGAGCGAACGAGGAUGGAGGAUCGAGAAGGAUGCUCUACGUAUGUAUGCCGAUGCGAUAUGCUCCUGCUGCGCGCUUCUCUACUUUCAACUACGUUCUACGUUGGUUCUCGAGGACGAGAAGAAAGACAGGGGAAAAACUACGAUGACUACGACCGGAGAGGAGGACGAUUACGACGGCGCAAAAGGCGGAUGGCCCGCUCUCCGUCGAUAGAUACUACACAAAACCACUGCCACCGGAUCUUCUCUUUACGAGAGAAUGCAACGUGUUCGAUGCUGCGCGACGAUAUCGCGCGUUUUUUUAUUUCUCGAAACUUUUCUUAUCCUUCUUUUUUUUUUUCUUUCGUUUUUUUUUCUUUUCUUUUCUUUUCUUUUCUUUUCUUUACUUUUGCUUUAUACCUGCUUUCACUUUGACUUUUCUCGCUCGAUGAUCUUUCGAUGAUGGGAUAAAGAAGAGAGAGAGAGAGAGAGAGAGAGAGAAAGAGAAGUGCAAGAAAAAGCGUGCGACGGGCCCGAAUGCAAUAGCGCGCAACGAAGGAGCUCGAAAAAGGAGGCGGGGCCCUUCGUUCACGGUAUCUCUGUUCUCCGCGUGCGGCACGAGGAGAAUGCCACGUAGGAGGGGAAAGGAGCGCGCUUCGUGCGACCUUCGCUUCUUAACGGCGCCGCUUGGAGCGCUGUUGUACGUGCGCGGCUUUACGGCGACGCGAGGACACACCUGUGAGUUUCUCAACAUUUUCAUCAAAAAUAUCCACUUCUAUACGGCACCACAGUUUCCGGAUAACGAAACAACAAUAUAAAUGAACAAUGAGUGGAACGGCGACAAUGACGAUGACGUUGACGAUGACGAUGACGUUGACGGGAGUGACGGUGACGGUGGUGGCAGGCGAGAGGUAGAAAGCAGGAGGCAACGCUGGCAACACUGGCUAAUGCUGCGGGGCGAAGUAGUGCAUUGGCGUACCAACUGGCAGGCAGUGCCCGCCUACCAGGCGGAGCCCGCAUGAUCUAUAGCGUCAUAGAACACCCCGGCUGCCGUGGUAGGAACUCAAUGGCUACGCCCACUCUGCCGAACGUGCGCGCUCUGCCCCCGCCACCUCCACCUCCACCUCCACCAGCAACAGCAGCAGAACCACCACUACCACCGCCACCACCACCACCACCACCACCACCACCACCGGUCCAGAGGAUGUUUAUGCUCUUGGCUGGCGAGCGUUCGUCGAUGAACGAUGGAAGGUUACGAGGAUGACGACGACACACACUUUUGCAUCAAGUGUCACUUGACGAUACAUGGAUUGGAAAAUUACGUUCGUCAUCGUCAAUCAGGAUGCCGUCCGCCAGAUGAGAAAGCAGAAACCGCACGAGAAUCCCCAUCAACGCCAACUACGGUUUCUUAUCCUGAGAUACUGAACGCGGAUGCUUUCUUCAGUUCGUUGGAAUUACAAAGUAGCUCGAAAUCGAAUCCCAGACGUACGAAUACUCUAUUAGAGAGUAACAGAAAAUACAAGAAGAACGAACGCCGAAAGAAGGGACAGAAGAAUCAACCGGAUACCGAGGAUUCCAAAGAAAAACUUCACAGUAUGUUACCCGGUGAUACCGACUUGGACGAUUCCGAGGAACAUCUUUGCAUUCCGUCUUUCGUUGGGUUCCCGGAUAUCGUCACUUCCACCGCCAAUAAAUCUGCAACUACGGUAGGUCCAAAUAAAUUGAAUCAAUCGAUUAGACAUACGACGAUGAACAUCGAAGGAUCGAGUUUUCCGAUCAAACACGAGCCGGAUAAUUCUUUGGAAGGUCUCGUAACUGAAUCGAAACAAGCCGAUAGAAAAAGACCAGAAGAAAAUCCAAGAAUAGAGCAGGAUCAUCAAACAUGGCUCGACGAUACGAUAUUAGCCGAUCUCGUGGAAAAUAAUGAAAAUAAGGAUUUGCCCAGGUACGAAGAAUUCGAAUAUCAACAAGACGUUGAUUCGGACGAUGACAUAUUAGAUGAGGAUCUUGCCGAAGAUGAAUCUUAUUCCGAGUCCGAUGACGGUGAAGAUCAGGAAAGACCACCUAGAGGUCAUACAGGUGGAAAAUGGAAGCCUGGCUUGAAUGAUCUUCCUCAAGGUAUACCUCAGUUACAGGACGACGAGGUUGAAGUUGAAGAGGAUCAACAUUCGGAACAUCCGCCACCCACUUAUACCGGUGGCAAGUGGAGACCUACUGAAUCAUCUCAGAAAGUCGAGGAUUAUCAAGGGAAGAAUACAACGGGACAACCACCACCAGAACAUACUCGAGGAAAAUGGAUACCGGGUGCGCAAACGGAUAUCGACUCGGGAUAUUGGUGCAAUCCUUGCGGUAGGAAGCUUGCGUCGCGAUUGGUCUAUAACAGGCAUCUUCUCUCUGAUUUGCACGCUCGGAGAAGCAUUCGAGAGAUCGACGAUGGUGUUCAUCUACCGCGUGCCGCUACUUCGGCAAGGAGAAUAUUAACGCGACGGCAAAUCGCACUAGCCGAGAAAAGCAAACGUACAUUUGAAGAUAAAGAAGUCAAGAAGAAUCCUCGUAAAAGGGAGAAAGAAGUACUCUCCUGUGAGAUGUGUCACGCUCGCGUGAGAAAAGCUCAAAUGGGUAAACAUUUGCUUUCCCAUUACCAUUGUCGCGUGGCGGGAAUAAAUCCUCGAAGUCCAAGGGCGCGUCGUUUUCUCUUGGAGAACAUGGCGAACGUAGUUCGCCAGUGUCCAUUUCAAUGUGCCUCUUGUCGUUUCUAUUGCAACACCCAAGAAACGUUUUUGCUUCAUUGGCACUCGGAUCUUCAUUCUAGGACCUUAGAAAAAAUCAGUGGAAGCUAUCGAUGUGGUUCUUGCGAUUUUUGGUGUGCGGAUGGGGAAACGAUGGAAACCCAUUUAUUAAGCACGAGUCAUUGUGACGUUGUUUCAAUGAUGAACGGUUCGGUACCUGUGGUAAUCAGUCGUCAACAAGCAUUGCCCUGUAGCAGCUGCAACCGUCAAUUCCGAUAUAAUCUGCAGCUGCGACUGCACGUCAAGGAGACAGGACACAAGGAAAGCUUCACAGCAUCGGACGAGUAUCAACGGCGUAUCGUUUGCAGCAUGUGCCCCCAAGUCGUGAGGUCCUUGGUAUCACUUCAACGCCAUCAGUUAACCUGUCACGUUAACAAGGAAAGGGAAAAGAACGAAUUGGCCGUUUCCACGCAACCAACGCCUUAUUUUUGUUCAUUUUGCUCGAUGAACUUUGCAACCGCUCAGGAAGCCGUUCUUCAUAGAAGAACGUCCGCACACAAAGAGAUUGUUAGAGCCCAAAAAUCCGUUACCGAAGAGAAGUCCAAAAGCAUGUUACGAGAUUGUCCGCAUUGCGACGAGAAACAAUCGACUCUCACGGAACACAAGGAUCAUCUUCUCAACAGACACCCUGACUUGUGUCACAGGUGUCCACAGUGCGGAAUACUUUUCGCUCUUUCGCAAGAUGUAACAAGACACACCAGGGACAACAAGUGUACCAAGAAAAAGGAAGAAACUGAGUCUAAAUCGACGGUUGUUAAGGAAGAGUGGAAAUGCAAAACUUGUAAUUUCUCGACGGAUUCUCAAGCGGAAUUGAUAUUUCACGAGGCUCUUCAUGCGGGCACCGUUCAAUCGAGCAAAGACGAGGACGAUAAUAAUGGCAAGUCGACCGUUAAAUAUCGUUGUCCUCUCUGUAAAAAAACUUACACAAAAGUAUCCCUAAGGAAUCACAUAAGAAGUCAUACGGGUGAACGACCAUUUUCAUGUGCCAAAUGCUACGUAACAUUUGUAAGAAGAUCUGACUUGAAUGCUCAUCAAAGAAGUUGCUCAUCGGUAUCAAUGGCUGGUUGGCCGAACGAGAUUCACCGAAGAAGAAGUUUUAUCUGUUCGGAAUGUAAUGAUGCCUUUUACACCAAACACGCAUUACGACAGCACAUGCUCAGGCAUGCCGGUAAGAAGUACAAAUGCGGUCUUCCUGGUUGUCCUACGGUACUCCGUACAGCUUCCGAGUUGAAGUAUCAUCGUUCGUUGGUUCACGACAGCACGUCCACUAAUAGACGGUAUCCAUGCGGCCACUGUUCUUACGCGGCCAAAACGAAAACUCAACUUCGCAGGCAUCAGGUCAGGCACGAAGACUCAACGAGCGUGGAGAAACUUGGAUAUCAUUCCUGUCCUUACUCCGGUUGCAGUUUUAGAACCAGACUCAGCUUUCAUCUAAGACGACACGUGCGGCUACACACGGGCACCAAACCGUACAAAUGUCGUCAUUGUACGUACGCCUGCAAUACUCUGGAAAAUCUGAGAAAGCACGUACUAUCGAAGACCCUUCAUCCCGGCAAGACGAUCUACGAAUGCGACUUUUGCGCAACGAAAACAACCGAAAUAUUUUGCACAAACUUCGCCAAAGAAUUGCGAGCUCAUCUUAUGGAUGCACACAGCGACAAAUUUCCAACCCCAGAACACGCCCGUAAUUACAUUCUCAAUAUGUUCGAAAUCGUUCGCGAUUCUGAACCUUUAGAUGUGCCAAAUUGAAUAAAACGUAUUGUCCGUAUAAA